CUAUUGUUGUAUCUACUGAGUAGAUUGGUACUUACACCAAAUCUGAUCGUGCGCGCUAAUCCUAUUGUGCUUUGAACCCGCGCAUUCGUCCGAUUGGCUUGCCUCAGUUGGUGAGAUCCUCCAUGCUGACCAUGCCUUGAUCCACUCGAACAGUGACCCAACUUAUCCUCUCAACAAGACAUGACUGUGAUCAAAACCAUCCCAUAUACUAGACACUUCUAUUAUAAAUCACCAUUUCAUCUCCACAGGAACUCUCUUCAUCGAAGUGGUAUCGCGUCGCGCUAUAGCAGCGCCUACUGUUGCCAAAUGUGGCACUUAGCUGCCCAGGAAACGCAUAGCCUAAUAUUGCCGCAUAAGAGCCAACGUUUACAGCUGAUGACUAAACUCAUCUGUGCUGCAACACCAUCUCUUGUAGACGUACAUAUUUAAACAUCCAUACUCAUUUUUUUGCAGCAACUGCAUCUCCUGUGCAAUGGCUCAACAUCUACAAACUUACCCGACAAAACCGCGGACGUUCAUUUUGACGGACAUCACAAAUGAGCCAGAUGAUGCGCAAUCCUUUUGCCGAUAUCUGACGUAUUCAAAUCAGUUUGAUACUGAAGGCAUUGUGCCUGUGACGUCCACGUGGCUGCGCAACAAAGUCGCCCCAGAAGCGCUCCACGAUAUCCUGGAUGGUUACGCCGACGUGGUGCAUAAUCUCAACACACACACACACCCAUCCAAUCCGUAUCCCUCUGCUGACCAUCUCCGGAAUCUUGUCCGAAGUGGUGCUCCAGUAUAUGGCAUGGAAGCUGUCGGAGAUGACAUCCCACUCAGCGCUGGAGCCCAGUUACUUCUGGAAAGGCUCCUCGCCGACGAUGAGCGGCCCUUGUGGGUUCUGGUCUGGGGUGGGACAAACGUACUUGCCUCUGUUUUGUACAGAAUCCGACGUCGCAGCGACGCCGCCUUGGUCCGCUCGAAGAUUCGAAUCUAUACUACCAGUGAUCAAGAUGAUACGGGGGCGUGGAUUCGACAAAAUUGGCCAGGCCUGUUCUAUAUCUGUUCUGUGCACGGCUGGAAUCAAUAUUUUGGUGCUACCUGGACCGGAAUAUCUGGGGGCUUGCAUCCGGAAGACAGAACUGGCGCCGAUCGCACGAUGUUGGCUCCUGAAUGGAUCAAGGACAAUUUCCAGAUCGGUCCCCUCGGGCAAAAGUAUCCAGAUGUAAUGUAUGCCAUGGAAGGGGAUUCACCGACAUUCCUAUAUCUGGUUCAGAACGGCCUUGGUGACCCAGAAGAACCCAGCUGGGGGAGCUGGGGAGGACGCUAUACUUCCGUAAACCCUAUGGGUGAAGCUAAAUCAUCUAGAGGUCACUUCUCUGACUGUAUCGAUAUGGUGACUGGCAAGGACGGAGAAAGCUACUUUUCAUGUAGGGCGACCAUAUGGCGCUGGAGGACUUCCUUCCAGCAGGACUUUGCUGCCAGAAUGCAAUGGACGUUGACAUCCGACUUCAGCAAGGUGAACCAUGCACCUGUCGUGGAUCUCGACGGUGCGGCUGGGCUGGGUCCUGUGCGGCUGGAUGUUGAUGCUGGGUCUACUAUUCGCUUUAACGCAAGCAAAAGUUAUGACCCUGACGGAGAUGAUCUGCAUUUCAAAUGGUGGCAGUACAAAGAACCCAGCGCUAUCCAGAGUGGGCACCCUUGGGAAGUCAUCAACAUCGACAUCAAACCUUUCGAUCAAGGGAGGCAGGUGGAGGUUUCAAUACCGCCGGCCGAAAUCUCUUGCGCGGUCUUUAGAUCCAACCCUCCAACCACAUCAGAGAAGGGUUCACCGUUGCACAUGAUCCUAGAAGUUACCGAUAAUGGCGUACCGGCCUUGAGAUCAUACCGGAGAAUCAUCAUGACUCCUGUACGGACGCAUGGAGUCCAAGCACAGGACAGCACUACAUAGCUAGCAAUGCAAUGGGACCCGUUUAACAGCAAGACGAUGCAGUGAUGGUCUGUUGCUAGUAUGAAAUGGUGAUGAACACCAGUCAUGUUGCAUUACAGCCCUCUGGCUCGGCUGAUAAAAGCAACCUUU
Boeremia exigua is the source of this 2056-nucleotide messenger RNA. RefSeq lists its product as uncharacterized. The transcript has a single exon. The record is from RefSeq and is a predicted model, not a curated record. The coding region runs from base 473 to 1927 and encodes 484 amino acids. NCBI's taxonomy places the organism in Eukaryota, Fungi, Ascomycota, Dothideomycetes, Pleosporales, Didymellaceae. Gene Ontology annotation, molecular function: hydrolase activity, hydrolyzing N-glycosyl compounds.